Mesocricetus auratus (golden hamster) is the source of this 3822-nucleotide messenger RNA. It is a transcript of the gene Vps36, whose product is annotated as vacuolar protein sorting 36 homolog. Gene Ontology annotation, cellular component: late endosome membrane; ESCRT II complex. The coding region runs from base 62 to 1222 and encodes 386 amino acids. The record is from RefSeq and is a predicted model, not a curated record. Gene Ontology annotation, molecular function: ubiquitin binding; phosphatidylinositol-3-phosphate binding. The transcript is spliced from 14 exons. NCBI's taxonomy places the organism in Eukaryota, Metazoa, Chordata, Mammalia, Rodentia, Cricetidae. Gene Ontology annotation, biological process: protein transport to vacuole involved in ubiquitin-dependent protein catabolic process via the multivesicular body sorting pathway.
GGGGGCGCCGCUCGCAGCCCCGGAGUACGGGCGAGCGGCAGAGGCCUGCCCAGCGGCGGCCAUGGACCGCUUCGUGUGGACCAGCGGCCUCCUGGAGAUCAACGAGACGCUGGUGAUCCAGCAGCGCGGGGUGCGCGUCUACGACGGCGAGGAGAAGAUAAAAUUUGAUGCUGGGACUCUUCUUCUUAGUACACACCGGCUGAUUUGGAGAGACCAGAAAAACAAUGAGUGCUGCAUGGCCAUUCCUCUGUCCCAGAUUGUGUUUAUUGAGGAGCAGGCAGCUGGAAUUGGGAAGAGUGCCAAAAUCGUGGUUCAUCUGCACCCACCUCCAUCUAACAAAGAGCCUGGUCCAUUCCAGAGCAGUAAGAACUCCUACAUCAAACUCUCCUUCAAAGAGCAUGGCCAGAUUGAGUUUUACAGACGUUUGUCAGAGGAGAUGACACAGAGAAGAUGGGAAAGUGCGCCAGUUUCUCAGUCAUUACAAACAAAUAAAGGACCCCAGCCAGGAAGAGUAAGAGCUGUAGGAAUUGUAGGUAUCGAAAGGAAACUCGAAGAAAAAAGAAAAGAAACUGACAAAAACAUUUCUGAGGCCUUUGAAGACCUUAGCAAGCUAAUGAUUAAGGCUAAGGAAAUGGUGGAGCUAUCGAAAUCAAUCGCUAAUAAGAUUAAAGAGAAACAAGGCGACGUCACAGAAGAUGAGACCAUCAGGUUUAAGUCCUACUUGCUGAGUAUGGGAAUAGCCAACCCAGUUACCAGGGAAACCUACGGCUCAGGCACACAGUACCACAUGCAGCUAGCCAAACAGUUGGCUGGAAUAUUGCAGGCACCUUUGGAGGAACGCGGGGGAAUAAUGUCACUCACAGAGGUAUACUGUUUGGUGAACCGAGCUCGAGGAAUGGAAUUGCUCUCACCAGAAGAUUUAGUGAAUGCAUGCAAGAUGCUGGAAGCCCUGAAAUUACCUGUCAGGCUUCGGGUGUUUGACAGCGGCGUCAUGGUAAUUGAGCUUCAAACCCACAGAGAAGAGGAGAUGGUGGCCUCAGCCCUGGAGACAGUUUCAGAAAGGGGAUCCUUGACAUCGGAAGAGUUUGCCAAACUUGUGGGGAUGUCUGUCCUACUGGCUAAAGAAAGGCUGCUACUCGCAGAGAAGAUGGGCCAUCUUUGCCGGGAUGACUCUGUGGAAGGCUUGCGGUUUUACCCAAAUCUAUUUAUGACACAGAACUAAGAAUUUCGUAUCUGAUAUACCUUUUGUCAAUAGACUUGGUAUUAUGCCAAGGUCAUAUGACAUUGAGCUAAGAGAUGAACACAAAUAAACCAAGAAUUUGUUAGAGCUUCACAAUAUAAUAUAAAAUUCUUAAUCUUUCCCUAAAAUUAUGGUCUCAGAAAUGUAUUUAGGGUACAUAUAGGAAAAAUACAGAAAAAUGAAUGUGAACAUGCAUUUAAAGUCAUGCAAUAGUUGUGUAGAACUCUUGGAAUUGAACUUGAAACAUGGAAGAUUUUAAUUUGAUCCUUGGGUUUAGGUUUUUUGAGGAAGAAGUAAAGUUGCAUGUUUGUAUCCAUCAGAUAAUCAUUUUCUGUGACUAAACUUCACUGGAUUGUAAAUGUUUUUCUCUGCAUCUAAUGUGUCCAUCUUGGGCAUUCAUGAAGGAAGUAAUAGCUACACUGUAGUUUAAGAACCAACAGCACUGGAAUGAAAGAUCAAACGGCAGAGUGCCAUACCAGGUCUUCCUUGGUGGCUCUGGAAGCAGACAUUGGUGUGUCUCUACCAGGUCAGAUAACGCACUUUGAAAAAGGAGACAGCUAGGGUCCAGUUUACUCUGAGAGCAUUUGCCUAGAAUGCAGAGGCCUUGGAUUUCAGAUCUACCACCCAAAUAACGGGGGAAAGAGAGAGUGAGAAACGGUUAAAAGAGUGCAGCAGUAUCAUUUUGUUUAGGAAACGUGGGUUUUUGAAACUGAAUUAAAGAGCUCUAUGGACACACCCAGAGUUGUAAUUACAAGUCUGAGAGUGGGGCAGUUCUGGAAGGACAUUAACUGCAUAGGAACUUAAGUGCUCUUGGAAGCCAAGGGUGUGAAGUAGGAAAUGGAAAUGCUGGCAGGCCUCCUUCCUCCUCUCACAAGGCGUCUCAGCACCCAACUAGAAACACUCCUGUCAUAGUCCAGCCAUCUGCCCUUCUCAUGCCCUGGGUAUAUAUAAGUUGUGUGGAGGAAGCAUGGGAGAGAAAAAUAUCGUUGAUAGCAAAAACUGACUUUAUCACCUAGAGAUUGCUGGAGUUUUUAACUGAGUUGCCUGACUUCAUAUGUAUACCGCAUUGGCAUUGCCUCAAACUCAGGGAGCCCUUUUAGAGACUUAGCUCUAAGUGAAAGGGUCGUGAUAGUGUCACCUUGGAGCUACAUACAGGAAAGGGUGCUUAGGACACGGGAGCUGGAGGAUACUCUCUGGAUGAGGUGGAGACCACUGCAGAUGACCUUUGGAGAAGUGCCAGUGUCCUCAGCUGCAAACCAGGGAACUCCACCCCUGAUCCUUCCUGGGAAGUGGCUGCCCCUUGCUUCUGUAUCAUGACGUCUCAUGAGAAUGCUGUGACCAAGGCAGCCUCCCCUAGUGUUGUUUUACAAGUCUGUCACUUAUUUUCAGGUGUGGUGACAUCUCCCUAAUUACCUCAUUGCUUAUCUCAGGUUCACUUUUUGAUUAAUUCAGUGUUGGCUACCCAAAUCUUCUAGGGGUUGGUUACCAUUGUGUCAGUUUAUUAGUGUGUCACACCUCUGUCUCUCUUGGUGGCACAGCCUGUCACAUGACUCUGGCAGACUUACAACACACACACACACACACACACACACACACAUACGCACACACACACAAACUCACACACACACUUAUCUGACUGAGGUUCUUUAAAUCAACAGGUUACUGAUAAUCUCUUCCACCACUUGGAUUGGCUGUAAGGUUGUCAGGUUAUAGGAGCUGCUGACUCUAGCUUUGAUGGUUUAGAUUCAUCACAACAAACACAUAAUACAUUUUGUUUAUUUAGUGUGACAGCAAAUUAACAGAAAAUGGAGCAAUCCGAGUUGUAGAAUGUGAAUGAAAGAUAAAGAAAAAUGACAUAAAUAUACUUUGAAAAAGUCACAUUGAUAAAAAAUGUUUUUUUUUAAUCACUGUUUAUCUUUUGAGUUUUUUUUUUUCCCUUGCCAAAUGUGUUGUUUUGGUCCUUUAGGUACAGGCCAUGUUUAAAUACAAACCAAUCAAGCCCUGAGUGCAAAAAUAUUUGACUUUGGUGCUCAUCACUGUAUAAUUUUUGUUCUCUCACUUUCUCUUUGUAAGUUUAUAAUGAUAUAGUUUAGUUUCUGUAAAGAAAAGCAUUUUACAUUAUAUAACUGAAGACUGUUUCCAGGGUUACAUGAUUAGUGUUAAUGUAUAUAGAGUCAAAUUAUUGUGAAACUUUAAACUAAUUUUCUUACCUUGGUGUUCUUUUUAGAAUUCUCUGUAAAAUACAUGAAAAUGAUAAAUGAUUAGUCACACAUCCAGUAUGAGAAUUUUCCUACUUUAUAAUUAUUAAGUAUUGUUUAUGAGUUGUCUUUGAGGUUUUAUAAUGGUAUCUUAAAAAAAACAGGAAACGAGUCGUAAGCUUUUUAAAACUCAUGAUUCAGAUUUCACUGUGGACCAAUUUGGCGCUCUUGUGGAUGGGUUACCAUGUGUUCCUGGUUAUUAGACUAAGCUGACCAGAACGUGUGUUAGUCAGUUUCACACACACAUAUUUAAAAGGUUAUCUUUUGCCCAACCAUCUCUGCAUCUUCAUUGCCUAAGGUCAAAAUAAAGCAUGCUCAAAAUGA